Molecule: messenger RNA, 2771 nt
Organism: Ziziphus jujuba (common jujube)
Lineage: Eukaryota; Viridiplantae; Streptophyta; Magnoliopsida; Rosales; Rhamnaceae
Product: protein MAINTENANCE OF MERISTEMS
Exons: 7
Coding region: 262-1719 (485 amino acids)
Source: RefSeq, a predicted model, not a curated record
AAAUACGAUAUUUACCUCCAUGUGAGCGUUGGCAAAUUAAUUGAGCACCAUGCUUCUCCGUGUGAGUGAGUAUACCCAAUGAAUAUCCCAGCAUCUGUCCGGAAUUUAGACACCCUCCAAUAGGAUGCCUUCGCGCCAGAUUUGCCCAUUGAAGCUUCUAAGGGAAGCUUUUCCACCUUCAUCUACUAUCUUAAAGCCCCAUUGUCUCUCUGUUUAGGGUUUUUGAAAUUCAAAAAUUCCGCACAGCGAGUCGUAUGCAGCAUGAGAAAAUCAGCAAGGUUAUCGUCAAUUGGGACUGCGAAAGCUUGCAAUUCGAGUGGGACUUUCAGGACUCGAUUCUCAUUGCCAUCAUUCAUCAAACAAGUGAAGAGACUCACAGAUGAUCAAAGAGCUUUGAUAGAAAAGAUGGGUUUUGGGAACCUGCUCCUGAUACCAAACCACACCCUCUCCAAAAAUUUGCUAGUUGAGUUAAUGGAGAAUUGGAGCGUCGAGAAGCAUGCUUUUCUACUCCAUCCUGGUGAAUUUCAUAUCUCCUUGAUGGAUGUUGCCCUGAUUUUGGGUUUACGUGUGGUAGGUGUUCCAGUACUCCUCAGGGACGAUGAACCUUUUAGCGAGCUAGAAAGUGAAUAUGGUGCUGCCCUUUGGAAGAGGAAGAUUGCAGUUGCAUUCCUAGAGAGUAGACUUGAUUCCCUUGUUGGGAUUUGCAAUGAUGAUUUUGUAAGGACGUUUUUGUUGUAUACGUUCGGAACUUUUCUUUUCCCAAAUGCUAAUGGACAAGUAGAUUCCCGUUACCUUUCUUUUCUACAAAAUUUAGAUGGUAUUUGUGAGUUUGCCUGGGGUGCAGCGGUUCUCCAAGAUAUAUUUAAUUGGUUGGACAGAAGAAAAGAAGUGAAUGUACAGUAUGUUGGAGGUUGUCUUAUAUUUCUCCAAAUAUGGUCUUAUGAGCAUAUUGACAUAGCUAGGCCUAGUUUGCUAGAUUUCGGUGUUACAUUUCCUCGUGUAUGCCGAUGGGAUAAUAGUAGAUCCCUUCAUAAGCAACGGUUCACUUCACAGUUUAAGGAUCUACAGGAUCAUCAGGUCACUUUGAAUGAGCUUCAAGUUACUCCUAUAGAGAUGGAAGUUGACAUAAUCAAAGAGUUGAUGGAGGCUCAUAAUCAAGAGGAGCAUCUCAAAGGACAAAACUCUUGUAUCAAUUCUCCUACUGUUGGGGAUAAUCACUUAAGAAACAGAUCUCAAAUGGUGAAUGAACAAAUUGUUGAAGUGGAAUCUGAUUCAGAAACAAGCACAACGGGUGUCAAUUCGGAUCAUCUGUUUGGGCCAGAAAAGCUACCUGAGGUCCUAACAGACACCGUGGGAUACCCAUCUACAUCUUGCUGCUUGUCGAAGAGAGAGGAGCAAACAAAGCUAGCAUCCACCUCGCAAGAUUCAUCCUUUAUAGCUAUCAGUGAUGAUGAUGAUGACUUGAGAAGCAGAGUUAAGAUGUUACAAGAGCAAAACAUGGAGCUGAAAAAGGAGAUGGACAAACUGAAAAGGGAAAAUGGACUGUUAAGAGACCAGCUUUUAUCAGUUUCCAAUUUAGAAUUACAGAAUACAGAGUUGAAGAGACAAGCGGAUGAAUUGAGACGAGAAAAUCAACUUUUGAGCUUGUCAUCAAAUAAUCUUGUGCUUCGACUAGAGAAACUUCUCUUGGAUGGAGAUGCUAGUGCCACAGAAGAAUAAUAUCCUACUCUAGAUUAGCUCACAAAAGAACAUGGCGUCUCUCCCCAGUAAUAGGUCAAGCCACCACCACAGCUUUGUUGAUCGCCGGAUGGAUAUAGAGCAUUGAUUCAACUUUCACACUGCUGAGAUUCUCUCUGCCGCUCAUGAUCGCAUCCUUCAUCCUUAGAUCGACCUUUGAUCUCUAAACAUCUAUCUGGAUGUAUCACGCCUACAUCUCUGGUGUAGAACCACCCGUCGUCCUUCAAAAUUUGCCGUUCUGGCAGGAUCUUACAUGACCCAAUUUUUUUAUUUUUUUACAAAUCCUAAUUUGGAAAAUAGAAUUUUAAAAAUCAAGAAGGAAAAUCAUUUACUUUUUGGAAAGGAAAUAAUUAUGCAGCUAUCAUACUUAAAAAGAAAAUUUGGAAAUAAUUGAUACCCUUCGAAAAGUUGAUAACCAAAAAUUUCGUGAAAACUGGCCAUAAAAUUAAAAGCAGAAAAAAAAAAAAAAAGUCAAAAGGAGCUUUUGGUAAUUGUAUAUAAAAUUGCAGUGUGAAAAGAAAGUUUGGUCGUGUUAAAAGCAACACUCAAUCCAAAAACCUGGAAAAAGCCCAAAAGAAUCCUAUCCAAUCUAAUCAAAAUCAAAAAUCGAUUAUCCAAACCUGUUUGUAAUGGAUUGGAGCGAAGUGGAUGUGUAAUUCCCUUUGGAUUGGAUGCAAAAUUAAGAAAAUCUAUCAAGGUUGGAUAGGUUUGAUUAUUGGAUAAAAUGGUUGGAACAAUGAAACCUCCCUAGAUAUUCCUAUGAAGCGGACAUUGAUAACAAGUUACUCUAAUCAUGACAAGAAUCAAAUUAAGGUGAUUAUGUGAUAGAAGAGAGUCUGAAAACCAUUGGUAUAUAGAUUACCUUUCAUUAAAGAAAACCAUAAAAUUAUAUGCCACGAUGGAGAAACUAUCAACACUAGUACACCCACUAGUGGGCUAAAAGCACCACUUAUCCAUUUUUAAGGUUUUAAGCCCCCACUUAUAUUGUAUCUUGUAGAUGCAGAAAACCCAUCGGUCGAGCAGUCCACGUCUAU